ACAGCCAAAGGGACCCUGAGUAGAGAGGAGGUUCAACUGCUCGCAUCUUCGAGAACAACUUUGUGCACAAGGUCUCUGCAAGACUCCGCCGCAACGAUCCCAUUUGACACUGUCGAGCAGGGGGUAACAGGUGGGGCGUGGUUAGACACCCCACUGGCUCCUCUCACUGUGGUCUCCAACAAACUCCACAAAGAAGUGUCUGAAAGCCAAUGCCUUGCGAAAGAGGAAAAUGGACAAGAAGGUGAUACAGAUUCUCGUAUUUCUGCUCUGUUGUCAAAAGAGCGCUUCACAGGCACAGAUCAGCAGAGAGGGGGCGAGAGUCGAGAUCCAGUGCACGCUGUCCACGAGAGCAAGCCAGGUUAUCUGGUUCCGACUGUCAGGCAACAGUGGCGUGCAAUACAUCGCCUCUUUUCACAACGGUAAUCUGAGGAAUCUGUCGUCGGCCUUCGGCUCAAUCUUCGCCGCUCAUGAAAACUCCCAAAACACCAUGGUACUUAAGUCGUUCAGCCAAUCCCGCGACAGUGGCACUUACAGUUGUGGGUCCGUCCACAAAAGCACAUUGCAUUUCGGGGAGGUGAGACGACUUGCUGGAGAAGAGCCGCUUGAAAUGACAACACAAGAACCACCGCCCACCACCACACCGAUGCUAUCCACAUCCCCCGUGACAUGUGCCCCUAAAAUAAAACACGAAAAAGUUGGGAGUCCUGUGUUGUGUAACUCCAUCUUGUUGGCCUCGCUGGGAGGGGGCUGCGGCCUUCUUCUCCUGCUCCUCAUCGUCACCGUCUGCUACUGCAACCGGAUAAGGACAAGGGGAUGCCCCCACCAUUACAGGAGAAAACGACCGGCGAACGCUCCACAGAAACGAGAGAUGGACGGCAGAUAUGCUUAAUCGGACUGCUGCUACACAUAUCCUUCUGUGUUGUUUUUGAGCACCGUCCAUUUGCCGUUGUCGCCGAUGUUGCAUUGUAACGCUCAUCACCAAGGGACGAGCAACCACGAGAAAGAAAUACAAGUCAACGAGUUUGGCUCAACAGCAGUCCAAACACUUUAAGCCGCCAAUAAGCAACUAUACCCUACAACCCAUCGCAUUAUGCUUUUUUUUUUAACAAUCUUAGCAGAUACUGUAAUAUGUAAUGUCAUAAUUAAAUAAUCGUGACAAAUGUCGGUCAUUAAAAGAUGAAAUUACACACAAAUAUUGAUUUUUUUUUAUAUAUUGACAACUCGGUUGACAACUCGGUUUCCCUAUAGGUUUCAAAAUUUGUAUGUUUGUACUUUCAAACAAAAUUAAACUGUUGAAUAUGAUUGAAAAUCAUUGUUAAUGUCAUACAUUUUCUACAAGCCAGACUAUUUUAAGAAUGAAAUCGGGGUGUUUUUGAAGUUGAGUGAUUAAUGUAACAUACUUGUUUUAAAAAUGGAUACAAAUAAUUUUGAAAAACUUUUGGAUUGACUAAUUGUAAAUAAAAUAAAAUAUAAUCC
Molecule: messenger RNA, 1476 nt
Organism: Lampris incognitus (smalleye Pacific opah)
Lineage: Eukaryota; Metazoa; Chordata; Actinopteri; Lampriformes; Lampridae
Gene: cd8a
Product: CD8a molecule
Exons: 6
Coding region: 230-889 (219 amino acids)
Source: RefSeq, a predicted model, not a curated record